Molecule: messenger RNA, 523 nt
Organism: Cicer arietinum (chickpea)
Lineage: Eukaryota; Viridiplantae; Streptophyta; Magnoliopsida; Fabales; Fabaceae
Source: RefSeq, a predicted model, not a curated record
AUGGCGAACUGGGAUGAUUAUGAUGAAACAGAAACAGAGGAACCUGAAGAAGCUAGCUUAUGUUUAAUGGCAGAUACUAAAGACAAGGAGUUACAUUACAUCGGAUCUAGAAACCGACUCUCCGGGAAGAUUCCGGCGUCGCUGGCGAAUCUGAACCUGGCGUUUUUGGACUUAUCGAGAAACGCGUUGGAGGGUGAUGCAUCGGUGUUUUUUGGGUCGAAGAAAGAAACUCAGCAGAUAGUGUUGGGGAAUAACAAGUUUGGUUUUGAUUUUGGGAAAGUUGGGUUGUCGAAGAAUUUAGAGAAGUUGGAUUUGAGGAAUAAUAAAAUAUACGGUACGUUACCGGAGGGACUGACGGCGCUGAAGUUUUUGCAUAAGUUGAAUGUGAGUAGCAAUAAUUUGUGUGGUCAGAUUCCAUCGUUAAGAUUUGAUGAGACUUCUUAUGCUCAUAAUAAAUGCUUGUGUGGUUCUCCUCUUCCACCCUGCAAAACUUGAAUGGAUCCCAUUAAUAUGUGGGCUUUCA